UUUCUCCAAUCGAUGAACCAUAUUCAGAGUCAAAUGGAAAAAUUUCAGCCAGUAUUUCUGAUGAUGUUUCCGAUAUAGAUAUGGAAGAACCUACCACGAGUAAAGAUACAUCUAUCGAUUCAAGUAUUUCAGAUUCAAAUAAUAAAAGAGAUAGUCCAGAUGAUGGACACGAUGAAACACCUGAAGAAAAACGUGCAAGAUUGUUAGAAAGAAAUCGAAUUGCAGCCGCUAAAUGUCGACAAAAGAAAAAACAAGCUCAAGAGAGUCUUCAACAACAAGCGUCAGAUUUGACACAAAAGAACACAACAAUGCAUUCACUCGUAAAUGAUCUUAGAGAAGAGGCUUUAAAAUUGAAAAAUCAACUUCUUGCCCAUAGCACUUGUAAUUGUAAUGUCAUUCAAGAAUACGUACGAACAAGUGGGCAAUUCGCAUUUGCACGACCUCCAUAUACAAAGUAAAAAAAUU
Molecule: messenger RNA, 465 nt
Organism: Rhizophagus irregularis DAOM 181602=DAOM 197198
Lineage: Eukaryota; Fungi; Glomeromycota; Glomeromycetes; Glomerales; Glomeraceae
Biological process (GO): regulation of transcription by RNA polymerase II
Molecular function (GO): DNA-binding transcription factor activity, RNA polymerase II-specific; RNA polymerase II cis-regulatory region sequence-specific DNA binding
Source: RefSeq, a predicted model, not a curated record